Molecule: messenger RNA, 699 nt
Organism: Sinocyclocheilus anshuiensis
Lineage: Eukaryota; Metazoa; Chordata; Actinopteri; Cypriniformes; Cyprinidae
Product: DCN1-like protein 5
Exons: 8
Coding region: 1-699 (232 amino acids)
Biological process (GO): protein neddylation
Cellular component (GO): ubiquitin ligase complex
Molecular function (GO): cullin family protein binding; ubiquitin conjugating enzyme binding; ubiquitin-like protein binding
Source: RefSeq, a predicted model, not a curated record
AUGCCUGUGAAAAAGAAAAGAAAGUCGUCCGGAUCCGAGGACCCCAGCAUCAGAAAGUGCAAAAUCACCAGUUACUGUAGGACGCAAACUCCAGGACGGCUGCUUAACCCAGAUGACCAGUUCUCUAGCAAGAAAUGUCUCGCCUGGUUUUAUGAAUAUGCAGGUUCAGAUGACAUUGUCGGACCAGAGAGCAUGGAGAAGUUCUGCGAGGACAUCGGAGUGGAGCCAGAAAAUAUUGUAAUGUUAGUUUUAGCCUGGAAACUUGAAGCAACAAAUAUGGGAUUUUUCACAAAAGAAGAGUGGCUGAAAGGAAUGACGUCACUACGUUGCGACUGCACAGAGAGAUUACAGGGCAAACUAGAUUAUAUGCGCUCUCAGCUGAAUGACCCGGUUAUAUUCAAGAACAUUUACAGAUACGCCUUCGACUUCGCCAGGGAUAAAGAUCAGCGCAGUCUUGAUAUGGACACUGCAAAAUCCAUGUUGGCACUUCUCCUCGGACGGACGUGGCCUCUGUUCCCAGUUUUCCACCAAUUUCUGGAGCAAUCAAAGUAUAAAGUCAUGAAUAAAGACCAGUGGUACAACGUCCUAGAGUUCAGCCGUACGGUUAACACAGACCUGAGCAACUAUGAUGAAGACGGAGCCUGGCCAGUGAUGCUGGAUGAGUUUGUGGAGUGGAAUAAAACCAGAAAUGCAUUAUAG